AUAUCGAUAAAUUAUUCUUUGAAAGUUUUCUAUCCGAAUUGAAAUUGUCUUAUACGAAAAACACCUCUUUUUUCCCCCCAUGAAUUAAUGCUAUAAUGUUUCGAUAAAUCUUUACAUUAACGUCAAAAACAGAACAUUUUCCUGAAUUUCCAACCACUUUAUAAGUGCUCAUAACUGAAAUUCAGUUUUCAAUAGAAGCCUCAACAACUCAACUCCACUUAAGCAUGAAAAGAGGCAAUCGAUGCUUCCGCCAAAUAUUUUGUAAACCGAACUAAGACUAUCUUUCCCAGGAUCCCACUGAAAUUGUUUAGAUAUGGCAGAUGAUAAGAACGAAAUUCAUGUUCCCGAAGAGUUGGAAAAUAUGCUGCUUCAUUUUACCACAAGCGUUUUGGAGGAACAGCCUGAUGACAUCAUCGAUUACGCAGCAUCGUAUUUCUCUCGACUCAAGCGUGAGAGAUCGGACCAAGGUAUCAGCAAAAUGCUCGGCAGAAGAGGUAGGCGACGCACGGCCGUUAUCGGCGAAGUUGUAAACCCAGAAGAAUGCGACUCCGAAGUCAAAAUCUAUCCUAAAUCUAAAGAGCAGAAGGAAAGGAUCAAAAAUCUCAUCGAAGACGUGUUUCUUUUUAAACACCUGACCAAAGAGAACCUGGACGCCAUUAUUGAUGCCAUGAUACCGUCUGAGGUGAAGAGUGGACAAAUUAUCAUUAAACAGAAUGACGAUGCCGAUUUUUUCUAUGUCAUUGAUAAAGGCGAGUUCGAUGCCAUCAUUGAAGAAGAGGGUCGGCAGGAAGUGGUCAUGAAGUACAAAGACAGCGGGAGUUUUGGCGAGUUGGCGUUGCUUCAUAACCAGCCGAGAGCGGCUACCAUAAAAGCUGUAACAGAUGGCAUGUUGUGGGCGGUCAGUAGAGCUACUUUUACGAAACUUGUCGUCAAAACUGCUUACGAAAAGCGAAAGAGGUAUAUGGAGCUUCUCGAUAAAGUGCCAGAAUUGCAACCGCUUAUAGAUUAUGAAAAAAUGCAAGUUUGUGAUGCAUUGAUUUCAGUUUACCUGAGGAAAGGUGAAGUGUUAUUUAAGGAAGGGGAUAGAGGAGAUGGCAUGUAUUUCGUUGAAAAAGGAGCCAUUACCAUAAAUAAAGAAGUCAAAGGCGGUGAGGCGCAAUUGGCGCUACUGAAACCUGGAGAUUACUUCGGAGAGUUGGCAUUAGUUCGGAACAAGCCAAGAGCGGGCACCGCAAGAGCUUUAGAAGAUUCAGAGUUAGCUUUUUUGGACGUUGGCGCUUUUGAGAGACUUCUUGGACCCUGCAUGGAUAUCAUAAAUCAGAGAGCGGAUUCUUACGAGAAAAUAGAUAAAUAGAAAAUCAUGUUACUGCAUUUAAUUUAUUUUUGUUUGUCAAAAAAUUAUAUUUUUUGAAAAGAAAUAUUUUAGUAAGAACUUAUUGUUUUCGUUAUCAAGAUUCGAUCGAUCUUUUGAAAAUUUAGAAAGUUGUAGUGAAAUUAGGAAAAUAAAUUGUAUUUUAAUAAGUUUCUAGUCAUCACUAUAAUUAAUAAUUUCGAAUAAAUAUAUUACAGGACAAAAAAUUAUGUCAAAGACUUAGUUCAAUCUAAGCUUCCAAUUUCAGUCAGUGAAAUC
Parasteatoda tepidariorum (common house spider) is the source of this 1630-nucleotide messenger RNA. Its product is annotated as cAMP-dependent protein kinase type II regulatory subunit. NCBI's taxonomy places the organism in Eukaryota, Metazoa, Arthropoda, Arachnida, Araneae, Theridiidae. Gene Ontology annotation, molecular function: cAMP-dependent protein kinase inhibitor activity; cAMP binding; protein kinase A catalytic subunit binding. The record is from RefSeq and is a predicted model, not a curated record. Gene Ontology annotation, biological process: negative regulation of cAMP-dependent protein kinase activity. Gene Ontology annotation, cellular component: cAMP-dependent protein kinase complex; cytosol.